Messenger RNA from Cynara cardunculus var. scolymus (artichoke), 1384 nucleotides. Its product is annotated as probable sodium/metabolite cotransporter BASS2, chloroplastic. NCBI's taxonomy places the organism in Eukaryota, Viridiplantae, Streptophyta, Magnoliopsida, Asterales, Asteraceae. Gene Ontology annotation, cellular component: membrane. The transcript is spliced from 7 exons. The coding region runs from base 5 to 1321 and encodes 438 amino acids. The record is from RefSeq and is a predicted model, not a curated record.
CACCAUGGCGCUCUCUCCACCAUCAGUCGCCCAAAUCUACACCAAAACAAGAACCAAAAAAGACAGUAAGAACACCAUGUCACCUGCUCUUUGCAUCCCUCCUCCGGUUCUCCGAACCCACCACCAUCAUCACUCAAGAAUCCAAAUCCCACUUCUGAGAUCCAACAUUACAACCAAACCCGCAAACCCCAUCUUUCAAAACCCUAAACAACUACGUUCAAGAUCAAGAAUCUCUACGGUCCGAUCAUGCCAACAAAAUCCUGGAGAAUCCCUUCCAUCAAACACCAGAUUGGAAACUCUGUUGUCUGCUGCAGCAAGCUUGUAUCCAGUUUAUGUGACAGUGGGAGGUGUUGUUGCUUUCUUAAAGCCUUCAACCUUUUCAUGGUUUGUAGAGAGAGCUCCUGAUUCUUACAGCUUUUCACUUGGCUUUAUUAUGCUUUCCAUGGGUCUCACUUUGGAAUUCAAAGAUCUGCUCAAUCUGUUCAUGCAAAGGCCUCUUUCUAUACUCUUUGGAUGUGCUUCUCAAUACACAAUUAUGCCAGCUUUUGGAUUUGUGAUAAGCAAAUUGUUGGGGCUCUCACCGUCUCUUUCGGUUGGUCUGAUAUUGCUUUCUUGUUGUCCUGGAGGUACCGCCUCUAAUGUGGUGACCUUGCUUGCCCAAGGAGACGUACCAUUGUCCAUAGUAAUGACGGUAUGUAGCACUCUUGCAGCGGUGUUUCUUACUCCACUUUUGGCUAAAGUUUUGGCCGGAACUUAUAUUCAUGUCGAUGCCAUCAAAAUUUCCAUCAGCACCAUGCAGGUGGUUGUCGCACCCGUUCUGCUGGGAUCUUAUUUGCAGAGCACCUUUCCUAAGGCUGUGAAAACGGCACUGCCUUUUGCACCGCUACUGGCCGUUUUGACCUCAUCGCUACUCGCUUGCAGCGUAUUCUCCGAAAACGUAGCUCGUCUGAAGUCGUCAAUGGUUCUCACAUCAUUAUCAUCUGAUAUCUCUCCCCUUGUUUAUGCUCAAGCCUUUUUGUCAAGCGAAAUGGGAAUGAUUGUGCUUUCGGUGCUCUUACUUCAUUUUGCAGGUUUCUUUGUGGGGUAUAUAGCAGCAGCUCUAGCUGGAUUUAAAGAGCCCCAACGACGGGCCGUGUCCAUUGAGGUUGGAAUGCAGAAUUCAUCAUUGGGCGUGGUAUUAGCGGCAUCGCAUUUUAGCUCGGCUAUGGUUGCAGUACCGCCAGCAGUUUCCGCUGUGAUAAUGAAUAUUAUGGGUAGCAGCUUGGGGUUCUUUUGGAGAUUUGUUGAUCCUUCUGAUCCACAAUGUAGCUCUAAAGAUUGAUGAUCAUGGACCCAAAGGGUUCGAGCAUCCGAGUUACCAGUAGAUCCUUGCUGCGUUGGAGGU